UCUGCUCUCGCGAUAGGCAUCGCCGCCGCUGAGACAUAAGUGCGGUGUGACCACGUCGUGCGGCGCCAACACCUCAACCUCAACCUCAACCCCAUCACCGGGAGCGCUCCAGGACUAGGUGACUCGUGUGAGUGUGAGCCAGGACUUCGGCGUCAGUGAUUUCAGUGAGCGGGGAUUAAGUAAUAAUGAGUGUGAUGGUCGGUCAAUGAGGAUAAAGCACCACGUCCGGAUGCCUAGUGGACAGUUAGAGGAGGAGGACUUCGUGGUGGUUAAGACGCGCUCCAACACGCCGGAGGGUGCGCCGGCCGGCGGCAGCAGCUUCUGGCUGUCCGCCGCGUCGGCCGCCCCCCAACAUCCCGGCCUGCCGCUGGAGGGCUGCAAUGAGACGGGGUUCAUCAACAGUCAGCCGUCGAUGGCGGAGUUCAUGACGGCGCUGCCCCACCUGUCGGGCGAGAUGCCGCACGGGCCGCCGAUGAGUCCGCAGCACACGCCGCCCGGCGGCGGCUUCCCGAUGGACGUGCCGCACGGUUUGGGCUCGCCCGGUGUUAAUGUGCCUGAGUAUCCGUGGAUGAAGGAGAAGAAGACCACCAGGAAGAAUAGUCAGCAAGAAAACGGCCUUCCCCGACGGUUACGAACGGCGUACACCAACACCCAGCUCCUAGAACUAGAAAAAGAAUUCCACUUUAACAAAUACUUGUGCCGUCCGAGACGAAUCGAAAUAGCAGCUUCAUUAGACUUGACUGAGAGACAGGUGAAAGUCUGGUUCCAAAAUCGACGUAUGAAGCACAAACGUCAAACGCUUGGCAAGUCUGGGGAUGAAGGGGACGACAAGGACUCGGUGACCAGUGAAGGAGGCAAAAGUGGUAAAAUGUCUGACAAGUUUUUGGACGACGAAAUGUCCAAAAAGUCGUGUCAAGGCUGUGAACUGCCCACUGCAGGUCUUUGUGGUUCCCACGAUGAAAUUCCGGAUAUUAGCUCCACCAGAGGCAACAACAACAACACCCCAAGUGCUACGAACAACAACACGAACUUCAACAACAACAGCAACGGAGCUAGCAGUGUUGGCAGCUCCAGCUCGUUUGACAAACUCAUGAACGAAGAAGACUCGAGGAGUAACGAGGACAGUGGGACCCACACGUCGCCGAGGAUAUCGAAGAAAAAUCCGUCUACUGCAAACAGUGCAGCGCCAGUAAAAGUGGAGAGUCGAAGGAACUCACCCAAUUCGUGUGAUCGAAAAAUAGGAAUGAGCAAAAUAUCUCCCAGCCUCAACCACAAGGACAAUCCCAUUGGAUUAGCACCAUCAGAAAGCUUGCCAGUAAAAAUGUCUCCCAAAAACUCAUCGAUGCCUGGUACUCCCAACCUCCAUCCUAGUCCUAUUGGUAUGCCUUCAAAUAUGAUGUACCCACAUCUACAGAGAUCAUCACCAACAACAGCAACGGCAAUAGCGUCGGCCACGGUGACUAUACAGAAUGUACCAAAUUCGGUACCACCUUUCGCUUCAAGAGGUUCCAACCCUCAUUUCCCCAAUCAGUACCACAUGAACAACCAAGUGGAUUAUCGCACAGAAAGAACAAAGCAACAACAUUACCAGAAUAUGGGCCAAAUGUACACGGGAGACAUGUACAACCCUGAGCACCCCACGGUCAACGAAGGACCCUACAACAUCAGAGCACAAAACCACGUCAACAACACCCACCCCACCACCAGGAUACCGGGAAGAAGCCGACAGAACUACCACCCGGGAUACCCAAACCAGCAGUACCACUACUACAACAAAAACCACGAGGGCUACGCCAUCGCCAACCAGAACAACUACCCCCAAAACUACCACGCCGACCACCCCAACUACAACCACUACGCCUACCCCGGCGGCAACAUGUACCCGAGCGAAAGCACCGAGAACAUGGGCCUGCCCAACUCAGUACCGGCGACCCACGAGAACGCCAACUACAAUUACAACUACGAGGGCAUGCACAUGCAGAAGGUGCCCGGCCAGAACGAGUACCAAAACAAGAUGGCGCACUACGAGGGCAACUACAGUGCCACCCAGGUACCACCGAACAGUGAUUCAAGCUACAUGUCGAACGAGAUGUUCGCCGGCGCCGCCGCCAACUCCACGGCCAUCAUGACGCCGCCGACGAGCGUCCAGACGGAGAACAGUGAUAACUACAAUAAUUUCCAUCAGUUCUACGGCGGAGAGGCGGCCCAGACCCAAGUACCGGCGGGGGAGAGCAGCAACAGUUCGUCGGACUUUAAUUUUUUGAGUAACUUAGCUAAUGAUUACACGCCGGAGUAUUAUCAGAUUUGAUCGAGUGCAAUGGACAGUUUUUUGACUGUUGAGGAUAUAUGUUAGGACGUUAAGUCAAUAUUGAGGUGUUAGUAUGUUUACAAAUUAGGUAAUUUUUUCAGAAAAAAGCUUUUACAAACACCUUCAGGAUUUGUAAACAUACCACGGCAUCGCACGUUUUGUUAAAUUAAUUUUAUUGUUACAUUUCGUUUAUAUGUUUUACGUGGAAAUUUAUAAAUACAUGUAAUGUACAAAAGUUGUUAUUUUCACAUAAUUUUCAAAGAUUAAAUCUUAUUAAGAUUAAAUAUCUUUGUUAUACGCUUUGUAGGAUUUCCGCUGAUAAUUACUAUAAUAGACAAUCCAAGCCCAACUGAUUAUUUUCUUUGGAGUUCACAAACAAUCAAGUUAACAAUCAAACCGAAACAUUUAAAACGUAAAUUAGAUAAAAAGAUAUGUUUGUAAUAUAUUGUACAAAGAAUUAAAAUAUUUUUUAUUGUAUUAAUUAUUAUUAUUAUUAUUAAUAAUAUCAUAAUUUUUUCGUUGUUGCACGAUGUCCCACAGACAUCUUAAAUUAUGAAUGUAAAUGUAUGUAUGUACAAUUAGUA
This is a messenger RNA of Aethina tumida (small hive beetle), 2892 nucleotides long. RefSeq names its product homeotic protein proboscipedia (gene pb). Gene Ontology annotation, molecular function: DNA binding; DNA-binding transcription factor activity, RNA polymerase II-specific. The record is from RefSeq and is a predicted model, not a curated record. Gene Ontology annotation, biological process: regulation of DNA-templated transcription. Bases 206 to 2308 code for a protein of 700 amino acids. The transcript has 5 exons. NCBI's taxonomy places the organism in Eukaryota, Metazoa, Arthropoda, Insecta, Coleoptera, Nitidulidae.